AUGAUUCGAAAAUCGACAUCCUCCCCGCUCAACGCCAUUUUGAAAGGAAACGUCCUCGCGAAAAUGCGAUCGCCGACGGUGCUUGGAGCGCUCCUAUUAGGCAGCGUGGUGACAGCCACGCCGGCUACAUCGAGCAAUGACAGUCCCUUUUGGGGACGAAUUUACUUGCGCCAUGGGAUCGCGCCGAUUCAGUACUUUCGAGACUCGUACGGAGGAACCAUAACGGGAGACGAGUGCAAGUUUGUGACACCGUCGGACAAGCUCGGAUGUUUCGCGUUCAACGCAUCGGACAUUGCAUUAAUCACCAACACGUCGUUUGUCGUGUUGGAUCGCGGCGUGUGCUCGUUCGAAGUCAAGUCGAGAAACGUCCAAGCUGCUGGCGCCGCGGGUCUCUUAAUCGUCAGCGACUCGGAAGAAGUUGUUCGACCAGUGGCACAUGUGGACAAAGGCGAGAUCGAGAUUCCCACUGUCAUGGUGAGAAAGAGUGGAGGGGAUCAAAUUCGCGUGGCCGUGAAUCGCGAAGAUGUGUUUGGGCGACUCAUUCCCAUGACAUGCCCGCAGUCUGUGUGCGGCCCACACGAGCCGUCGCACCUUGCACAUUUGUCAUCUGUUGUUCGAGGGGGGUAUGUUCACUCCAGCGAAAAGAGUGACGCGGAGUGGGAAUUCUUGGCAUCUACGUUUGGAAGUCCUUUUCUCACGCACUUGCUCCCCGUGGUGGAGGCCAUGCCAUCGCAUGCAUGCCAUACACUUGAUCGAGACGUCACUGAUCGUGUUGUCGUGGUCUUUGUCGACGAUAGCAGUUGCUCUUUCCUGACAAAGGUCUCGAACGCGCAACUUGCUGGAGCUGCAUCUGUCUUGUUUGUUCAAACGGGUGGCGGUCCGCUCACUCGCCCGUUUGUGACCGAUGCGUGGGACGCGUACAACAUUACAAUUCCCUCAGCUAUGGUGUCCGUCAAGACGGCCCGGGAACUUCUGCGUCACAACUCUCCGGUCGCGCUGAAAGGCGACGCCCGAGUUGCCGACGCUUGGGAGAAAAUUGCAAGUCUCAAAAACUUGGCCGCAUGGCCUGCACGAAAGAAUCGACGGGAUGCAUUCUUGCUGGACAUUCUAAAGAAGCACGGACAUAGCUCAGCCAGGCGUCAAGCGAUUCGAGCCCAUUUCACAAACGUUGUUGGAGGGUCUAUAAGCUCCUGGGACACCAUUGAAGCCAAGCUCAACGAAGAAGGCCAUGACGAGCUGUAGGGACGCCUCUCGGCCUUGAAUUUGCCUGAUUAUACAAUGCUCCUGAACGCAUGCGUAUAUACACGAAGUGAUUUCCCAA
Messenger RNA from Aphanomyces invadans, 1321 nucleotides. RefSeq lists its product as hypothetical. The record is from RefSeq and is a predicted model, not a curated record. The coding region runs from base 1 to 1242 and encodes 413 amino acids. NCBI's taxonomy places the organism in Eukaryota, Oomycota, Saprolegniomycetes, Saprolegniales, Verrucalvaceae. The transcript has 4 exons.